This is a messenger RNA of Phycodurus eques (leafy seadragon), 6144 nucleotides long. RefSeq names its product dual specificity phosphatase 16 (gene dusp16). The record is from RefSeq and is a predicted model, not a curated record. The transcript has 6 exons. Gene Ontology annotation, cellular component: cytoplasm; nucleus. NCBI's taxonomy places the organism in Eukaryota, Metazoa, Chordata, Actinopteri, Syngnathiformes, Syngnathidae. Gene Ontology annotation, molecular function: protein tyrosine/threonine phosphatase activity; MAP kinase tyrosine/serine/threonine phosphatase activity. Bases 3952 to 5517 code for a protein of 521 amino acids. Gene Ontology annotation, biological process: protein dephosphorylation; negative regulation of MAPK cascade.
UUCGUCCAUCUCGAGCCUUCCUCGCUCCUCAACUACAAGAUGACGUCGCCAGUGACGAGGGGACCAAAUGUCAACAACGAGAAGGGGAAGACGCCGCACGCCGCACGAAAACAGCGCGAGCCAUGUCAAAAACGGCAGCGAGCGCCUCCGAUGCCCCGCCCUCUUUGGGCUUUUCGAAACUUUAUUGAGAUGAACCAGCAGCGGAAGCAGCAAACACUCAAUUUGAUGGACACGUGAGGCAGAAAGAUCGAUAGUUACGGAGAUACUUGAUUAUCGAAUUGUCACAGCAGUAUUAAUAAUAAAGUGCAAGGUAACCAGCAAACAAAGAGGAGAACUAAUUUAAAACCCAAGUCAUAAAUAUAGUCUGUGUAAAUGUAGUCCUUCUCAAUAAAAAUGAGUCUAAAGUGGAAAGUAUAAUAAUAUUGAAAAAAGUAUGACAUCGCUGCGAUUGGCCAGGAUAAGAAGAGCAAGGGAUGAAUAAUGAUUUAAUAAUGAAUGAUAAUACACCACCCAUUAUGGACGGCGUGUCAAACAUUUGUUGAUAUAUAUGCAUAUCGAUUGUACGUAUGUCAUAUUAAUAACGUUAUUGCGCAGUGUCCACGAGGUCAAAACGUGUCCUUAAUUUGAGCGCUUUUAUUUAUUUGGUUAGUUUUAUGAAAUUAUGAACUUUUCUUGCGUUGUGUUGUGAAAGCUACCUUGAAAUGAAUCGUGUGAUUGGAACAGUAAUCAUAGUGUUGUCCUGUCCACAGUCUGAAACGCAAGAACGUGUUCCUAUGGUAACGCGUUCUGUUGCACAAGAGUGCCUGCGCCUUUAAGAGGCGCCAGCUCGUUAGGAUGACGUAAUGCUUUUCUUUCUCCGCCAUGACCUCAUCGACAGCGGACACGGACAAAGUUUGGAAGAACGCACACAAACACACAAACACUUUCUCCUGCAUCGAGAAUUCCAGUUCGCCCGGGGCCUCGAACGACUCCGACGUCGACCGUUCGAGCGGUGAGUUGCUCAAAAGUGAAGGUAAAAAAAGUUCCGAACGUUUCGCUCAACACGUCGACGAGUGGUGACGUCACGACAACUUACCCGAACUCGCGUUUGUUUGCAUCCACUUGAUUUCAUUUGCCUCAUUAGCGUAGCAACAGUGACACCGCGAUAUCUAUUUUUAGAAACUUGGGCCAAGACACUCGGCUAAUCGGCUACUUAGCAACUUGGCUAACAUCAGGCGAACUCUUCAGCGUACACAACUUCCAUCUAUCCAUUUUCUACCGCUUAUCCGAGGUCGGGUCGCGUGGGCAGCAGCUUCAGCAGGGACGACCAGACUUCCCUCUCCCCAGCCACUUCAUCCAGCUCUUCCGGGCGGAUCCCGAGGCGUUCCCGGGCCAGCCGAAGAACGUAGUUUCUCCGGCGUGUCCCGGGUCGCACCUCACCGGGGAGGCGUCCGGAAGGCACCCGAACCAGAAGCCCCGGCCACCUCAUCUGGCUCCUCUCGAUGCGGAGGAGCAGCGACUCUAGUCUGAGCUCCUCUCGGAUGACCGAGCUUCUCACCCGUUCUCUCAGGGAGAGCCCGGACACCAACCAGGACAGCCCCACAACAUCCAGAGCCUUUAGGAACUCCGGGCCAAUCUCAUCCACCUCCACCCCCCCCCCGCCUUGCCUCCGAGGAGCUUUUUAACCACCUCGGUGACCUCAACCCCAGACAUAGUUAUUGCUUCAGCGACCACCAAAGCCACAUUCCGCUUGGCCGGGCGGUACCCAUCGGCUGCCUCAGGAGUCCCACGGGCCAAAAAGGCCCGAUAGGACUCCUCCUUCAGCUUGACGGCCUCCCUCACCGUUGUGUCCGCCGACGGGUUCGGGGAUCGCCGCCACGACAGGCACCGACCACCUUACGGCCACAGGUCCGGUCGGCCGCCUCAGCAACGGAGGCGCGGGACACGGUCCGCUCGGACUCCGUGUCCCCCGCCUCCCCCGGAACGUGAGCAAAGUUCUGUCGGAGGUGGGAGUUGAAACUCCUUCUGACGGGGGAUUCCGCCAGACGUUCCCAGCGGACCCUCACAAUACGUUUGGGCCCGCCGCGUCGGACCGGCAUCUUCCCCCACCGUCGGAGCCGACACACCACCAGGUGGUGAUCGGUUGACAGCUCCGCCCCUCUCUUCACCCGAGUGUCGGAGACAUGCGGCCGCAAGUCCGACGACACGACCGCAAAGUCGAUCGUGGAACUCCGACCUAGGGUGUCCUGGUGCCGAGUGCACGCGUGGCUUGAACGUGGUGUUCGUUAUGGACAAUCCGUGAUGAGCACAGAAGUCCAAUAACAGAACACCGCUCGGGUUCUGAUUCCUCCCGAUCACGCACUGUCAUUGCCCACGUGAGCAUUGAAGUCCCCCGGCACCCCCUCCAAGGACUCCAAAAAGGGUGGGUACUCUGAACUGGUGUUUGGCGCAUAGGCACAAACAACAGUCAGGACCCGUCCCCCAACCCGAAGGCGGAGGGAGGCUACCCGCUCCUCCACCGGCGCCGAACCGGGGAGUAAUAAGUAUACCCGCACCUGCUCGGCGCCUCUCACUGUGGGCAACUCCAGAGCGGAAGAGAGUCCAGCCCCUCUCGAGAGGACCGGUACCAGAGCCCGAGCCGUGCGUGCCAGCUUCUGUAGCCGAGGUCCCCGCCUUCGGCCGCCGCCCGGCUCGCGCUGCGCCCGACCCCUACGGCCCCUCCCGUAGGUGGUGAGCCCGCGGGAAGGGCCGCAUACGCAACACUCAAGUCUAAAACGUCAUCUUUUCGAACAUGAAUGAUGUCUUUCAUUGAUUUACACGUGCAGCAUUGUCAGCAUCAGGCAGAUCUGUUCACGACGAUCGAGACGUGCUAGAAGUCUCAUUUUGCUGUGACGAAUAGCGGCAAAGGUUCGGAGUCUUUGAAAGUGGUGAAAAUGCCCCAAUUUCUGUCCGACGUCUUCACGCGGAGUCAGUGAGGUCCCGAUUUCAGGUGGGGCCCUUUCUGUUGAAUUCCCACUUCCAAACGUUCCGAAUUUCCUGCAUCUUUGUCCUGUUUUCAAAAGGCAGGUAUCAUUGGAAAGCUUGAUAACGCACAAACUGUCAAUCUGUUACAAUGAUAUCAAUUUCACUCUGUGAGAACAAUAGGGAAGUCGCAGGACAGCAAAGAUAGGCGUCGUUUGAAAAUUACGAUGGCUAUUAAGUUGACAUUUUCAACACCGAAUAAUGUGAAGGCCUCCUUUUCGUCAAGUCAUGUAAUAUCCAAAUGUAAAGUCAUCUAAAUGGAGUAAAAUACAGCCAAUAAGGCAAUAUAGUGACCAUAAUUUUUGUAAUAGGUGCCAUGUAUCGAAAAAAAAAACACUUCAUGAGUGGUUCAUGUACAUAGGAAGGAAAAAAUAUCGGACAUUUAAGAGGCUUUUGGAGUUGAUCCGAUUCACCAAAUGAGUUGUUGUUCGUGCCCAACAUCGGAGGGAGGCAUCAUGGCAGGGCGGAGAACAUCGCGAGGGAGCUCGCCAGCAGCUCGUCCAGAAGAUGUCUGUUUGUCAAGCCAUUGAAACCAAAUGUGGCCGAAAACUCAUCCUAAAUCGCGGUAUAUGGAUUUGCAAAAGCGGCCUUACGCACCGAAACCUUUUGAGGGGCGUUUGUCGACUCUAAAUUGGUGAACAAGUUUGGAUUCAAACUGGGGCACGUGUUCUACGUCACCCGGUCGCGCUGGAAGUCGCUCGGGUGACGACGCCGACGCACUGAAACGCGGAAAACCCAAAAUGCGCCAUCACGAGCGCGGCUCGUCGAGUGCCCGGCGACCUUCAAUCGUCGGCAUAUUUCGAGGCGACGUAACCCGUGUCUUGUCGCAAUUUUGAAAAGAUUUCCCACGUGUGACGCCAUCGAGUCCUGACGUGAUGACGUCAUCACGUCGCUCGCCGUCGUGACGUGGCGGAAGCUUCUCCGGUAGCGGUAGCGGGGUCGCAAGCGGGCAUGCUGAAGCCCGGCGGGGUCCGUCCCCUGGCGGCGGAGGCUCUGGCGGCGCUGCUGGAGGGAGGUCGGGGGGUCGGCGGCGGCCUGCUGCUGAUCGACAGCCGGCCUUUCGUGGACUUCAACGCGUCGCACAUCGCCGACGCCGUCAACGUCAACGCGUCCAAGCUGCUCAGACGACGACUGCAGCAGGACAAAGUCGACAUCGGAGACGUGCUGCGGCGCUCCGCCGGAACCGAGCUGGAUCUCCGGGCGGGCCUCCGGGUGGUGGUGUACGAUCAGAAUUGUCGGGACGCGGCCGCUCUGCGUUCCGACGCCUUCGCCGGCGUCCUGCUCCUCAAGCUGGAGCGCCGCUUCCCGUCUUUGCGCCUGCUGGCGGGCGGUUUUUCAGAGUUUUCCCGUCAGUUUCCGGGCCUGUGCGAGGGGAAAGGGCGCCCGUCUCAGCCGUCGUGCCCGUCGGCGCCGCCCUCCGUCUCGGGGCCGACCCGCAUCCUGCCCCACUUGUACCUGGGCUGCCAGCGCGACGUCCUCAACGAGGAAGCGAUGCAACGGAACGCCAUCGCCUACGUGCUGAAUGCCAGCAGCACGUGCCCCAAACCCGACUUCAUACCCGACUCGCACUUCCUGAGGGUUCCCGUCAACGACAGCUUCUGCGAGAAGAUCCUGCCCUGGUUGGACGCGUCGCUCGACUUCAUCGAGGAGGCGAAGGCGUCGGACGCGUGCGUGCUGGUUCACUGUCUGGCGGGGAUCUCGCGCUCGGCGACCAUCGCCAUCGCGUACAUCAUGAAGCGGAUGGACAUGUCUCUGGACGAGGCGUACAGGUUCGUGAAAGAGAAGCGGCCCAGCAUCUCUCCCAACUUCAACUUCCUGGGUCAGCUGCUAGACUUCGAAAAGAUCAUCUCCCGAGAAGCGCGGCGCGAGGGCCCGCCCGGACGUCGGCCGACGGAGGGGCCGGAGAGCCCGGCGCCGCUCGAGGAGCGCCCGCUGGCGCGGGCUCUGUGCGGCCUGCGUCUGGAGGACACGGCCCGCCCCAAGCGCCGCUUCUCGCCGGACUUCAAUACGUACGGCGAGGCGGGCCCAGCGGGUGACGGCGCGUCGGCGCCCGGUAAGGCGUGUCAGUUCUCCCCCGUGGAGGAAGUCUCGGAGCAAAGUCCGGACAAGGAGGAGGCGCGCGGACCGCUGCCGGCGACCUGCCGCGCGCGGGACGCCGCCGGCUUCCCUUUCGGACUCUCGCGGUGCCAGCGGCGCCCGUCCGGACCCGGACCGGGACCCGGCGGCGCCCUCGAAGGCCGGCACUCGGACAUCCUGCCGGGACCCUCUCCGUCCCCCCCGGGCGGCGGCCGGUACCGCUCCUCCUCGGCGGCGUACGGUGGCGGCCACGGGCCGGAGACGGUGCGGCGGCGAGGACGCCCGCGAGCGCCCGACCGGGGAGACUCUCGCAGGAGCUGGCACGAGGAGAGCAACUUCGAGAAGACCCGAAGUUGCCAUCGCUGGAGCGAAAACGACCUCGCCAAGGCGGCGGCGAGAGACAGCUUCUCGGCCAGCUUGGAGCUCAUUCGCGUGUCCUGAACGCCACGCUCCGCCACAACUCUCGCGAACAGCGGAACGAGUGUUUCCGCUCCGUGCGUAUCGCUGAAGCUAUCGAUAACGGCCAAUCAAAUCAUCGAGGUCACCAUAAUGACGCCCAUUCAAACGAUCGCUCCCAUCAUGAAUGUGAUCGACGAUGCUGUCGUUCGUGUCAUCGAUCGUGUGAUCGGUGACCCACGGCAGCUAUGAAGUUGAUCGUUCAGGUUAGUCGUAUGAAGAAAAAAGGUUCGAGAAGGUUCUCCUUUGCAAUGAUUGACACGUUGUCACUUUGUAAAAAAAAGAAAUAAAAGGAAGAGAAAAAAAGUGUUUGUGAAAUGUUGCCGAGAAAAGAAGGAGCGAGCAGACCUGAAAUGUUCAUAGAGCCCCCUCGUGGCCAAAGUCGCCGUAACGAGACAGCUCAUCACCAAGUGAGCUCGCCUCGAAAUAUGAAAUAAACCACAACUAUACAAGCCUUUUUGGGGUGAGCGGCUCCAGCACGCCCGCGACCCGAGUGAGGAUAAGCGCUCCACAAAAUGGACGGACGGAUUGACGGCAAGGCCGCGUAAUCGCACAUAACGUCAGGAACAUCGUGUCCCUGACUGCUCUUGAGUCACGACGUUCGUCACCAAC